AUGAAGAACUUCCUUUCCAUCCUUGGCGGCUCUCUCGCCGUACUUAUCUCCGCAGCCAACGGUGUCCCUCUCUUGGGCUCUAGGCAAGACCUCGGCUCCUAUUGCGGUGAGCUUAGCAGCGAGCAGCAGGGAGACAACAUUGAUGGGGCGGCCGGCAAUAACACCCACCUCAUGAUCACCAAGGACAAGUGCCACCCUAUGAUCCUCUGCGCUCCGGGUCUCGUCAACAAUGUCCGUCAUGUUAAGGUCUACUCUCAGUGUGCUUGCUAUCUCUGGACCAACCCGACUUGCGGUAGCACGGCCGAGGGCGUCGGCGUCAACUUGGAUGUCGACCUUCCCAAAAACCUGGACAAGCAGGUUGGCUCCUACUGGUGCAAGCCCGCUCCCAACGACACAAUCCCCGUGUCCAUCCUCUCCGAUGCCUCCACUACCGAUCUCACCUGCAAGCUGGAUCAUCCAGAUAGGAAACCCUUGAGUGAGACUUCCGCUAGCGAGGUUGAGAAGCGUGUCGCUGCUCCUGAAUCUCUUGUUGAUACUCCCGAACUGUCUGCGCGGAAUGCUACUUGCAAUUAUGUCGCGGCCGACCAUGAUGGCAAGGGCACUCUACUGUUCCUCGACACAGAAGAUGUGUGCCAUGUCCUGCCACCAGAGCUAGAUGAUCGGGUCAGCUCUUUCAAGCUCUGCCCUGGCUGCGAGUGCGCCUUUUGGACAGAGCCCAAGUGCUCCGGCAAGCCAGCCAUCAGCGGGUAUGGAGGCGAUCUUCAUAACUUGGCUGGUGCUUUGGACGAUUCGAUCAGCGCUUACUUCUGCCGCUGUGCUCAACCACUGCCACCCGUCAAGCGCGUUGAGUCUCAAGAUCUAACCUCGCGCGCCGAUACGUGCGGCUUCUUCACUACCGAACAUGGAGGCCAGGGCAACUCCGGGUUCAUGUACAAGGAUGAGCAAUGCCAUACUUUCCCACCAGGGUUCGACAACGGGGUCAGCUCCAUUCAUGUCUCGGAUAACUGUGAAUGCUCCUUCUGGCUUGAACAUCAUUGCAUCAGCUGGCCCGACGUCCGCGGCUCAAACGCCUUCAAGGACCUAGAUGGCAAAUUCGACAAGGAGCUCAGCACGUACUCCUGCAGCGGUACGGGAUCCAACACCAAGACUGGAUUCUUCUACGGUGGAGACAAUGUCACUAGCAUCGAGGCUAGGGACCCCUGCAUUGAGUGCCCCUGCGAUGGCCUCGACGGGCCAUGUCAUUGCGUCCCGAACGGAUGCUGCUGCACCUAGAACAGUGUGGGCGUGCAGAUCUGAUGGGGGUGGGGGGUUCACGAUUCAGAUGAUGAUAUGAUCAUAUGCUCUCCGCCGCGGAAGAAAUGGGGAGUAUUGCGGGACUACACUCUCCGCUCAUCUUUUGAGGAUCGGCUAUGCUAGGCAGAGGCAUGAAAGGCUUUAUAGUUAGUCUUACGGGGGUCAAGAACCCUUUUGAAUGGAAAAUCAG
This is a messenger RNA of Mytilinidion resinicola, 1483 nucleotides long. RefSeq lists its product as uncharacterized. Lineage: Eukaryota; Fungi; Ascomycota; Dothideomycetes; Mytilinidiales; Mytilinidiaceae. The record is from RefSeq and is a predicted model, not a curated record. The transcript is spliced from 4 exons. The coding region runs from base 1 to 1272 and encodes 423 amino acids.